This is a messenger RNA of Pelagomonas calceolata, 1589 nucleotides long. The record is from the annotation of a GenBank genome assembly. Lineage: Eukaryota; Pelagophyceae; Pelagomonadales; Pelagomonadaceae.
AGCACGUGGAGAAACGAGCCUAUGGUGGUAGCGGCCUAUACAUAUACCAAGCCCGUCUUACUAAUAGCAAUUCUGCGGCCGUCCAUCGCCCCACGGCCUCCUUGGCUUAGGAUCUAAUUGCCUCCAGCGGCGACCGCGGCCGGGACCCGGGACAACUCCACCGCCACCAGCCAUGGCGCUCGUCCUCCUCGCGCUGGGGCUCUCCGCCGGGGGCGCCGCCGCCGUUUUGUGCCCGUCGGCGAACCACGGCGGCGCCUUCAUCGGCAUGGCCUCGGACACGUCGAGCUACACCGUAACACCUGCGCAGGAUGGUCGCGACGACGUCGCGGUCCGGCGCGACACCAACAGUUAUUAUGUAUAGGUCAGCUUCAACCCUGCGCAGGUCUGGACGCUCGUCGACGAGGCGAAGCCGCCGCCCGGCGGCGCGGUCGUGCACUCCUUCACGGGCAAGUACCUCCAGGUGCUGCCGGACAACGGCGACAACUACAACGAGGUCCACUCGUACGAGUCGUUCGUCUGGACGGCGCUCGAGUUCCGCCUCAAGGUGCCGGCCGCGGACACGUACACGCUCUUCGUGCGCUGGUCCGGCGGCGACACGGGCGGCGCCGGCGACUCGAUGUACGCGACGAUGGCGAACGCCGACGGCAGUGUCGUGCGCGGCCGCGUGGAUAUCCACUUGUUUUGUGACUGCGUCGGCUCGAUGGCGUGGAGCUCACUGGUUGAUUUCCACUCAGGUCCGCGGCGUGCCCACGUGGCGCGACCAGAAGGUCGGCAUCGGCGACACCCCGGGCAUGUUCUCGGGCUGCUGCUACAGCAUGACGACGCAUGCGUGCCCGUGCUACACCGAAGACGCGGCGACCGCGGAGGCGGCCUGCACCGCCGACGAGGGCUACUGGCAAACGACGGCGGACGCCGUCGGCUUCGGCGCGACGUGCGUCGCCGGCGAGGGCAAAAUGGAGCAGCUCGCGCCGGAGUGGUACGAGUUCGCGGGCCAGGAGUACGGCAACGUCAUGGACUUCGCCUCGGAGCCGUGGGACGCGACCUGCGAGGCCCAGGGCACGGGAACGGCCGACUCGGGCCGCGACGAGGCGGUCUGGCAGCUCGCGGCGGGCAACUACGUGCUCAAGUUCUAUCCGCGCGAGGACGGGACCGCCCUGGACGCGAUCUACCUCGCCCCGUUCAACGCCCGGAACCCCGACAGUGUGGUCUUAGCGCCCGGCGAGUCCUCGAUCUGCGCCGACACGUCGUGGCCAGCCGGUGCGGCGUCUAAAUCGAACGACGACGACGACGCCGCCGACGGCCCCGGCCGGGCGGCGGUGGCUGUCGGCGUCGUGCUCGUGCUGCUCGUCGUCGCGCUCCUCGCGGGGCUCCUCUUUUUCACGCCCCGGGGCCGCGUGCUCCUCGAGCGCGCCCGCGGCCGCCGGGCCGAGGCCACGCCGCGGAGCUAUUUCGAGAUGGAGGGCGGGCCCGAGCCCGCCGGGGGGCUCACCGUCACCACGGAGAACAAAAUGCUCGCGUGAUCCGCCUCCCCCCUCCUUGGGCGGCCGCCUCCUGGGGAGGCAAUCGAAAUUAAUUUUUUAUCACUCGAA